Messenger RNA from Eutrema salsugineum, 810 nucleotides. RefSeq lists its product as uncharacterized. The record is from RefSeq and is a predicted model, not a curated record. Bases 1 to 810 code for a protein of 269 amino acids. Lineage: Eukaryota; Viridiplantae; Streptophyta; Magnoliopsida; Brassicales; Brassicaceae. The transcript is spliced from 3 exons.
AUGGAACUCGUGGAGAACCUCGCCAUGUCCAAUUACACGAAUGGAGAAGACUUUGACAGGGCAAACCGUUCAGAGGGAUCUAGUAAAGAACAGCGCAUGAAGAAAGAUAUAAGAGAGCUACAGAGCAAGCUUGACAAGGUUCUAAUGGCUACACAAAAGCCAAUACACUUUGUAGGCAAAUUUGAUGAGCAAGGGCCGAGUUUUGAUAAUGUCAAUGAAGAUGGUCUAACUCAAGAGGAGCUAAACUACAUAUGGAAUCAGCAGAGCGCUAUAAUUCAGAGGAAAUCUAUACCAAGAAAGCUAUCCGAUCCGGGCAGCUUUACUUUGUCGUGUGCAUUAGGUCACUUGAAGUUCUCAAACUGCUUAUGUGAUUUAGAAGCUUCUGUGAGCUUAAUGCCUUACACGGUGGCUAAGAGACUGGGAUUCAAAAGCAACAAGCCGGCCAAGAACUCCCUGGUAUUAGCUGAUAGAUCGGUUAGACUACCGGUGGGAUUACUUGAGCAUCUACCUUUGAGAAUCGGUGAAAUAGAGAUCCCCACGGACUUCAUAGUUCUUGAGAUGGACGAGGAACCUCUAGACCCCAUUAUCUUAGGGCGACCGUUCUUAGAAACAGCAGGAGCGAUCAUCGACGUGAGAGGGGGUAUGAUCGAGCUACACAUCGGUUCUGAAACUAUGAAGUUCAACAUGACCAAGGAACAGACCAUUCCGGCUCACCAGACAAGCAAGAACGAAGAGGAAGGCCAGCAAAGGGAAAGCUGUCGCCUUGGCACGAGGUGGGGGAACAAGCAAGAAAACCUCCGUAAGACCUGA